CUACCAGCGCGCGGGCGGCGGCGGCGGCGGCACCGGGGUCACGAACUCUGACCUUUCACUGACAAAAACAAUAACAAACCCCCCCUUCCCCGCGACCCCGGCGGCGCCCCCGGGCCCGCCCCCGCCGCCCCCGCUCCCACCUCGGCGUCUCUUCUCUCGCCUGCUGCCCCGCGAGCCCGCGGCCCCCGGGCUCCCGCCAUCCGCCAACGCCGGGAGCCCGGCCUCCCCGCGCCCUGCCCUCCGCGUCGGGGGCCGUCCGCCGCAGACACGGGACCUGCUUCGAGGCCGCUUUGGCGCCAAAUCCUGAGGUUCUCUAAUGAUCUUGCUUCACCAUGGCUACAAAUAUGGAGGGGCUGGUUCAGCACAGAGUGGGGACCCAGCAGGUGGCUGAGGUACCACGGACACAGACCUCUCGGCCGGAAUCUCCAGGGAUGACCAGCCCCUCCCCGCGCAUCCAGAUAAUCUCCACCGACUCUGCGGUAGCCUCACCUCAGCGCAUUCAGAUUGUGACAGACCAGCAGACAGGACAGAAGAUCCAGAUAGUCACCGCAGUGGACGCCUCCGGAUCCCCCAAGCAGCAGUUCAUCCUGACCAGCCCAGAUGGAGCUGGAACUGGGAAGGUGAUCCUGGCUUCCCCGGAGACCUCCAGUGCCAAGCAGCUCAUAUUCACCACCUCAGACAACCUCGUCCCUGGCAGGAUCCAGAUCGUCACGGACUCUGCUUGUGUGGAACGUUUGCUGGGGAAGGCUGACGUCCAGCGGCCCCAGGUGGUAGAGUACUGUGUAGUCUGUGGCGACAAAGCCUCUGGCCGUCACUAUGGGGCUGUCAGUUGUGAAGGUUGCAAAGGUUUCUUCAAAAGGAGCGUAAGGAAAAACCUGACCUACAGCUGCCGGAGCAACCAAGACUGCAUCAUCAAUAAACAUCACCGGAACCGCUGUCAGUUUUGCCGGCUGAAAAAAUGCUUAGAGAUGGGCAUGAAAAUGGAAUCUGUACAGAGUGAACGGAAGCCCUUUGAUGUACAACGGGAGAAACCAAGCAAUUGUGCUGCUUCAACUGAGAAAAUCUAUAUCCGGAAGGACCUGAGAAGUCCUCUGAUAGCCACUCCCACGUUUGUGGCAGAUAAAGAUGGAGCAAGACAAACAGGUCUUCUUGAUCCAGGGAUGCUUGUGAACAUCCAACAGCCUUUGAUACGCGAGGAUGGUACAGUUCUCCUGGCCACGGAUUCCAAGGCAGAAACAAGCCAGGGAGCUCUGGGCACACUGGCAAAUGUAGUAACCUCCCUUGCCAACUUGAGUGAGUCCCUUAACAAUGGUGACGCUUCGGAAAUGCAGCCGGAGGACCAGUCCGCAAGUGAGAUUACUCGGGCAUUUGAUACCUUAGCUAAAGCACUUAAUACCACAGACAGCUCCUCACCUCCGAGCCUAGCAGAUGGCAUAGAUGCCAGUGGAGGAGGCGGCAUCCACGUCAUCAGCAGAGACCAGUCCACACCCAUCAUCGAGGUCGAAGGGCCCCUCCUUUCAGAUACUCAUGUCACAUUUAAGCUCACCAUGCCCAGCCCAAUGCCAGAGUACCUCAAUGUGCACUACAUCUGCGAGUCAGCGUCCCGCCUACUUUUCCUCUCCAUGCACUGGGCCAGGUCAAUCCCAGCUUUUCAGGCACUUGGGCAGGACUGCAACACCAGCCUGGUGCGGGCCUGCUGGAACGAGCUCUUCACCCUCGGCCUCGCCCAGUGUGCCCAGGUCAUGAGUCUCUCCACUAUCCUGGCGGCUAUUGUCAACCACCUGCAGAACAGCAUCCAGGAAGAUAAACUUUCUGGAGACCGGAUAAAGCAAGUCAUGGAGCACAUCUGGAAGCUUCAGGAAUUCUGUAACAGUAUGGCGAAGCUGGAUAUAGAUGGCUAUGAGUAUGCAUACCUUAAAGCUAUAGUUCUCUUUAGCCCCGACCAUCCAGGUUUGACCAGCACAAGCCAGAUUGAAAAAUUCCAAGAAAAGGCACAGAUGGAAUUGCAGGACUACGUUCAGAAAACCUAUUCGGAAGACACGUACCGAUUGGCCCGGAUUCUCGUUCGCCUGCCAGCACUCAGGCUGAUGAGCUCAAACAUAACAGAAGAACUUUUUUUUACUGGUCUCAUUGGCAAUGUUUCAAUAGACAGCAUAAUCCCCUACAUCCUCAAGAUGGAGACAGCAGAGUAUAACGGCCAGAUCACCGGAGCCAGUCUAUAGUGUGCACCGCACGCCUGCUGAGAAGCAGAAGGAUCCUCCCAGGACCGCUCAGAUAACAGAGAAAAUAAAGUAGUGGUAUUUUGGUAUGUGCAAAUAUUUCCAAUAUGUUAGCCAUUUCCUACCUGGUUUCUUCUUACCUGUUAAUCCCAAACAAUAGCAACUAAAAGACUAGUAGGAUCCUUUCCUGCCAUAAGAAAUGUUUUAAUGCCUUUUGAUGAAGCAGAUUUUGGAACAAUCUUUUAACCUAAUUUGUAUUUAGCGAUUCUCAAAGGGCAAAAAACAAAGAGUUUUAUAAUGUCAGAGACUAGUAUUAAACAAAACUAAACGAACCUAAGAAAACAGUAUGUGUGUAUAUAUAUUAAAAUUUUCCUUGGAAUUAAUAGCUACUAAUUACCAGGGUAAAUAAUAUUAGCACUUUCUAAGCACUUCUUAUCAAUGCGUAUGUUAGCAACAUCUUGCCUGUGGGCAGGACAAAUGGAAAACUGUGUAUGUCUUUUGCCGAAAUGCUAAUGAUUUCUGUGAAAACGCAAUAGGGUACAGGAGACAAUCAUUUAUGUUUAAGAAAAGAUGGCAUCAUUCCUAAUUGUAUGCACACAUUAGUGGUGUUGAACUAAAUCCCUAUGAACGAUUGAGAAUGUGGCUCAUGUGUAUCAUGUAGUAAGUGGGAGUGUGGUAGUGCAGUCGGUGGGGACCCCAACCGGAAGCUUCCUCAGCUGGUGAGUUGAUGAUGCUUGUCAGGUUCCCUGACCUCUGGUUCUGGUCUGUGACUGGCAUCUACAGGCUCCUCCAAACCUAGGGCUCUCUUGAUGACUGGUUCUCAGAAUUGGAUUGCAGCCAGUCAGACAUAAACUGCCAAUUCCUGCAGCAAGUGAAAACAUGCCCAAAUCACCUCCACCACUCAGGGCAGACAGAGCCUUCUGACCAAAAAGUGCAAGGUGGGCAUUUUGAACCUGACAGUAAUUCCUAAAUGCAAUCUGGGGCGGUUGCUCAUUGUUCAGAUGGAGGAAGAAGGUCCCCUUCUCAGGGGUUUCCAUUCCAAACGCCCCCUUGAGAAGGGUCUGUAUUCCUGCAGUUCACUCAGAACUGUGAGGUGAUUCAGCGGGGAGGGGUGCAGGAUUUUGCUCCCUGUCCCAGGGUAGUGGUGAUGGUAUGGCUGAAUGGAAGAGUUUCUCUGUUGACCUUGAAUAUCAGGGUUUUUCAAAGUGUUUCCAGACUCUGCAUUUCUGUUGGCAGAUCUUUGAAUGCUACUGGCACACCAUGCACUUUGAUCCCCCCAGGUGUGUACCAGCAAAGAACCCUGGAGCAUUUUGGGUGAUGUAUGCAGAAGCAGCCUACCUGCUCCUUAUAAAAAACCCGUAACUCCCAAAGUUAUCUUCUUUGUCCUAAGUUACAGCCACCAUCAUUUACAAGAGCAGAAUGCAGUAUAAGGAAGUUCUGUCUAGAGAAGAGCAUAAAUUCCCAUGGAUGUGAGUAAAUGGUGGGCAUUUCCUGCUUGGGAAAGUGGCAUGUCCAAGACCAGAUCAGGUACUCUCCGUUUCCUUUUUGUACAGCCCAGAUUAAGAAAAUACAGCAUUAGGUUAAAUUUGCAUCUGCCAGGACCUUUUGACCAGAUGGUAUCCAGAAAGAUCCCAGUGCACUUCCCCUGCCUCACAGGCACUCUCUGGUCUGGCUUGGGCCCUAGUCAGGGUAGGGCCUCAUGUGCUAUGUAGGUGCCCAGCCAGCUAGCCACUGGCUCUUGACAAAAUAGGAUUCUCUGUUCUGAAGUGUUAGGAGCACUUGGUGAAAGUCAUUAGUAGGAAUUAAGUGGGGAUGGUAUCUCCAACUUCUAAAUUCCUGUUUGGAUUUAAUUAUAUUAUUUAUAGUUCAUGACUUGGAAACACAUUUUGGAGAUAAUAGGGGUGCCUGUUAUAAAAUGAUGGAAAGAAUUUAAUUUUGCCAGCUUAAAUUUUUGGUUUCUAACUUUGAAGAGAUUUAAAUUUCAAAAUUAAGAAAAAAACAGCCAAGACAGUAGAGUUAGGGCAGGUCUGUUUCAUUUCUACUCGUGAAGGAUUUUAGCGGAGGGUAUUUUCAAGCACGUUUAUGCAUCUUUCACAGCAAGUUGCCUGUUUUCUGUUCGAUUUUUUAAUAUAAGCACGUCUGUUGAUCACAUAGCCAUUCGGUGGCAAUACCGGUGUCACAUCUCCCAGAUCUGAGUUCUCCAUGUUAGGGAAAAGGCCCACCCCUCAUUCCCAGGGGUGGGCCCUGGAAGUCCUGUGUCCAUUCGGCUUGUAGAUACCUUUGCCUUUAGACAACAGCAUGGCUUAGCCAAGACCUCGACCGAGGUCCCAGCGAUGCACUGUUGAAAGUUUUGGGGCAGAGAAGAUGAUAAACCAGCAGGAAGACAGGGAACAUUUGGGUGAGUGCUGCACUCUGGCCAGGUAGCCCUGGACAAAAAUCGGUUCAGCUUGGAGGGUUGUUGAUUUUGACCUAGUCUUGCCCCUUGAGUCCCUUCACUGGUGAUGGCUGAUGGCAGUGGACCAUUUUGGGCUUUGAACACUCAUUGGUUUCCCAGAUCCUCUUGGCUUUACUUUGAAGUCGCCUUUUCCCUAAGGAUCAUGUUCACACAAGCUGAUUUCUUGCUGCCCCAAAUCAUUUCACACCUUGGACAGCAGGUCCAUCCCAUCUUGUCAGACUGGUUAAGAGAAGCCCAAAGUCCAGACUUUUUUAAAGGGAUCCCAAGCAAAUACUGAGGCUCAACUUUCACAAGGCUUUUACCCCUCGUUGGUAGUUGGUGAAACUCUAGAUUUGGUUAAGUGAUGCCAGCUCUCUGCCCAAGAGCAGGUUCGUUCUUUUUAAUUUUUUUCAACGUUUAUUUAUUUUUGGGACAGAGAGAGACAGAGCAUGAACGGGCGAGGGGCAGAGAGAGAGGGAGACACAGAAUUGGAAACAGGCUCCAGGCUCUGAGCCAUCAGCCCAGAGCCCGAUGCGGGGCUCGAACUCACGGACCGCGAGAUCGUGACCUGGCUGAAGUCGGACGCUUAACCGACUGCGCCACCCAGGCGCCCCAAGAGCAGGUUCUUAGUCACACAGCCUGUGCACAUGUCCCUUCUGUUAACCUGGCCCUUCUUCCCUUGUGAGAAGAGGUCUAUCAGCUAAAGGAGGUGGUGAUAUACACCAUUGUUUCUUGAUGAAAUGGGCUCUUUUCCGGCAGUAUCUCAGAUAAUGCUAGACAGUUUUAUGUUGAAAUUCUGGAGGUCAUUACGUAUAAUCAUAAAACAGGACAGGAAGAGACUUAGAAAAAUUACUCAAGCAAAUGAUACUUUCCAAGCUAUUCCAUCCUUCUGAUUUGAAAUUUGUAUGUGUGUCUAUUGGGGGGUUACCAUUAUUUAUUGUCUAGCUUCUGCCAUGAGGCUGUUCUUGGGGUUUUUUUGGUGUUUGGGUUUUUAUAUUUCAUUGCAGGUAUAGUCACUUGUUAAGAUGUUAUGUAAAUGCCCUCAAGAGGGAUGGUUUCCUAGCUUCUCCAUAUUAAAUGUGAACUCUGUUCUGAGGCAGUUGCCACCAGCCAUGGUGAUCGCAAUGGAUGCACCUACUCUUGGGCUCCCUGACGUGGCAGCCACAUAUCGCUAGAGCGCAUGGUUGCAGCCAUAGUACAUAUUUACUUAGCUGUUUUGCUUGUUUGGGGGAUGGCCGUGGCAGGAAGGCUAAGAUUUAGAAAGGCUAUAUCUAGUGCUUUUAUUCUGGGGGAAAAAAUGCAUCCUAAUCCUUUGGGGUGAUUUCCAGUAGUCUUGCCCCCAGCCUGCUCUCUGCCUGACAAGCAGCCCUUGGCUAUGAAUCCAAGUUCUAGGACCUGAUCAGAUCAGAGUCCAGAAGUUUGUUGCCCACUUGCCGGUGGAAAGGGCCUCAUGUGCAGUGGGGCUAUCUAGAUGACAUUUCAUCUCUAAGUGUAGGCCGUGAAGUGUCAUCUUCUGACAUUCGCUUUUAUCCCCGGGGGCGGGGGGGUGGGGGGAGGUAGGGAGGCAGUGCCCUUUAGACCCUGGAAGGUUGGAGCAGGCCAGGCAGAUGCCCACAUGCUUCCUUUAUCCCACUUCCAGUCUCUAGAUUGUACGGCUCUUUGAAAAUGUCUUAACUUUGAUGUAAAUUUGUAAAGCCAAGCCCUAAUCGAGGUAGCGGGUUUGGGUCUUUUGUACACAGGGUUCUGGACAUCCCCACGUGUGCCUCUUGCCAGCGCACACUUGCGCAUGUCCAGCCCUGGGGUCCCUUCAGCGGCAUUGUGCGUGUACAGAUUUAUAGGCUUGUAUGACUGAAUGAAUGUACAUGUGUUUAUAUCUAUAUAUGUACAGUGUAUAUAGUGUGUGUAUGUGUACAUAGAUGUAUAUUAUGUAUACAGACAUGUAGCCAUGUAUCCAAAAUUUCCUUAUGUUUUAAAGAGAGUCUAUGAUAGAGUUGCUAAAGUAAAUGGAUGUGGGUGUUCCAAGGUCCCUCAGCAGGAUGGAUUUGCUGAUAUUUUAACUCCAUUUUCCUUUGGGUGAGCCUGGCUGGGAAAGGCCAUGAAGACAGAAUCUCCACUCUGUACCAGGGAAGAUUCCAGACAGAAAAGGUCCUGACAGGAGGACACUGCCGUAUAUUCUCUAGGUUCAGGCAAGGGCCAGAAAGGUAGAAGACCGUUCAUCCUUAUGUCCAAAACUAGGUGGGGACCUUUAACUUGGCUGCCACACACCUGUUUAUGGCCUGACUAGAAGGAACUUGAUAGUAGGAGCUGUCGGCCUUCCCAGACACUCGCUCUGUCAUGUGGUCCAGAGACAGGCAUCAUAGUCAGAGAUUCAGAGUGGUCCUUGUUCUGGGGCCUGACUCCUCGUGUGGUAGUGAUUUCCUAUGCUCACCCGGAUUUAGCAAACGGUGGGCACUGCCCGGUGAGUAAACAGAUUCCCAUGUCUCUAGUGCCAGUUGAAAAAAACCUACCAAGCAGUCUUUUAAGAUAAACAUGAAUAUGAUAACUAAAUUAUGGAAUAUUAAGUUACAAAUCUUAAAUUACUUCUCUAGCAUGUGAAUAAAAUCCAAUGACGUAAAUCCUUCCUAUAAAUUGAUUUAAACAUGUCAGAUAAAAAUUGGAUUUUAAUAUGGCUACAUGUGCCCUUUAAGCUACAGAUACCUAAUUUUCCUCGCCCAGGUCUAUUCUGAUGAAUUUUCCCCCUUAAUCGGGCUUUAAACUGAGACACGGCACGCGGGAGCCAGGGCCCAGCCCGGCGUAGUUGUUUGCAGAGCUGGUGAAUGGGGCCUGCCUGGCGGGAGGGCUGAAAGCUGGCCCGCUGAAGGGAACUGGAGAACAGCAAAAACUCACAUAGCCCAUAGGUUUUCUGUUGUUUUUUAAAAUAAGCUACCGAAAUGUUUGAAAACACUUCAUUGAGACUAUAGUACUCAGUGCCUUUUGUGAGACGGUGGGUCAUUUAGCCUUCAGCUUCCCCUAUAUUUGAUGUAAAAGAAGCUCCUACUUCGCUGGCCUCAUCCAACAGUACUUCCUGACCUUCCCCUGUCCCUGCCUGUCGUGACAAUCACACUCUUGAAGGUGGCUUUCCAGUUAAAAUACAAGAGGAAGCUUGACAGUCUCUCAAUCUUCAAAGUAAAAGUUUUCAUUUGGGGCUAUCUUAACAGCAAUCUAAAAGUAAUUAAAGUUUGAGCUUAAAAAGAGUAUCUUAAGGGUGGGGAAUGUCGGAGAUACUUUUAGGGCCCAGCUAUACUUCCAGUUCAGAAGCCAGUAAUUCUGGUGUCUCAAUAUUUAUACACACAGCAUAGAAAAAAUGCUAUAAAAAUCAAUGUUCAGCAACAUUUAUCAACUGACAGACUGUGAGAAAGCUUAAUAUUUGGAUAACAUUUGGAAGUAGUAGACUUUAUGUUAAAAACGACUUCUCUUUAGGAACGUGUACUCAGUUACCAUUUUAACGACCAGAGCGGCCACGGGCUCAGAUGAUGCCGCCACACAACUCAAGUGCUGGGAUAUUUUUCUACAGCCUCCGUUCUCCCAACUACCUUGUAAUAAGCCAGUGUUCAACUAGUUUUAUAACUGAAAAGCUGCACAUUUUUCAUAGUACAAACCCUAGUUUUUACCUGUAGUUUGGACCUCUCCGUUAAAAUGUAGCUGCAUUACCGGCCCUUUUAAAAGACAUCUGUUAAAGGAAAAUUCGGGUGUUAGAUUUUCUUGGGACCGUUUCUGUAACUUCUGCCCUUCACAAUAUAGAAAAUACUGUUCAUGCCAUUACAUUUUAAUUCCAGGUUUAAAACCUGUCGAAAGCUGGAGCUUGAAAUCAGCUUUAUGUGAUGGCAUUUAAAAAAUAGCAUGUUCUUUUUAAACUGAGUUUUAUAUCUAAUCAGUGUCUUCAGUCUUGAAGAAGAAUUUGCAUUGUUGUGUUUGUAUAUAGAGUAUUGCAGUGCAUGAAUUAGCUUUUAUGCAUUUUAUUAAAUGCUGUCUCAAUGUGGCAUUAUUGUUGUGGCUUAAUACUACUACCUAAAUGAGGUUUAUACUAUUAAAAAAGUGAAUUAAAGACUAA
This is a messenger RNA of Prionailurus viverrinus (fishing cat), 8743 nucleotides long. It is a transcript of the gene NR2C2, whose product is annotated as nuclear receptor subfamily 2 group C member 2. The transcript is spliced from 15 exons. Lineage: Eukaryota; Metazoa; Chordata; Mammalia; Carnivora; Felidae. Gene Ontology annotation, biological process: positive regulation of transcription by RNA polymerase II; anatomical structure development; positive regulation of embryonic development. Gene Ontology annotation, molecular function: zinc ion binding; RNA polymerase II cis-regulatory region sequence-specific DNA binding; nuclear receptor activity. Bases 333 to 2222 code for a protein of 629 amino acids. The record is from RefSeq and is a predicted model, not a curated record.